Paramacrobiotus metropolitanus is the source of this 1929-nucleotide messenger RNA. RefSeq names its product hatching enzyme 1.2-like. The transcript has 7 exons. Gene Ontology annotation, biological process: proteolysis. Gene Ontology annotation, molecular function: metalloendopeptidase activity; zinc ion binding. NCBI's taxonomy places the organism in Eukaryota, Metazoa, Tardigrada, Eutardigrada, Parachela, Macrobiotidae. The record is from RefSeq and is a predicted model, not a curated record. Bases 569 to 1681 code for a protein of 370 amino acids.
AGGCGCCGGUACUCAUCGACGCAAUGAGAACGGAACCGCCAAAACAGUUCUUACUUAAUCACCAAGGUGGAUCCAGUGAGUCACGCUGUGCUACCGCGAAUCAACCGCCGUACAUUGGCGCAUAAUGCACAGUCGGCAAAAAACACCUAUCCGGUUAGGAAAGGUACCGUCGCUCAUAAUCAUUGCAGACCCAUGUUAAUAAUCGACAGAAGCAGCUGCUGAUAGUUGAACACCGGUGUACUGUUUACAUUAGCCAAGAGGGCCACUAUGUAUCAUUGUGUUCGCACAUAAACCGCGGCUGAUUAUACACGUUGAGUCUAUUUUUCUACUCAAAUAACCACAAUAGCGCUGACUUCCGUCCUUUUUUAAUAUUCUUGUUCCUCAAGAUCGUUUCUCGCUCUAUUGCCGAUAUGUUUAUGGGAUAGUUAUGGUAAUAAUCGUCCAUAAAGUGGUGCCUUGGAACAUAUUUGAGCAGUCGGCUGACGUGCAAAAAGCCGACAUUCAGUUGCAUUAAUUCUUAGAAUACAGAUCUGUAGUGUCCCAAACAGUGCUGUUCAGAUUUAUUAAGAUGAAAUCAGCUGUUUGCCUCGUCUGUUUUUUCCUGUUCCUUUAUGUGGAUGGAAGACCGAUCGAUAAGCGAAGUCUGGAUUUAAGUAGCCUUAAAGAUCAAGCAAUAAAAUACAUCAAAGGAAUUCCUGCAAGAUGGAGAGAAUUCAUACCGGACGAAGUCUACCAGAAAGGCAUGCAGAAAUACAAGCAAAUCAAGGGUUUUUUGGAGCAUUUCUUCGAAGGGGAUAUUGCCGGUAUCGGUAUAGGCGGACAAGGCAAUCAACAAGCGGUAUUAGCUGAUGCUUCCACUUUGGCUGACCAUCAAAAGUAUCUCUGGCCCGGUGGAGUGGUACCAUAUGAUGUCAGCAACGCUUUCGCGGAUCACGAGAAGGAAGUGAUUCAAAAUGCUUUGGAUGACAUGUCGAAAAAGACUUGCAUAAAGUUUGUCAGGCGCACCAACGAACCCGAUUACAUUAGUUUCAUGCGACGAGCACUGGGAUGUAGCUCAUACGUUGGUCGCCAAGGCUCGCGCCAGUUUGUGGAUCUACAGCCCGGAUGCAUUUAUGAAAUCGGCGAAGUCCAGCACGAAACCAUGCACGCUAUUGGCUUUUAUCAUGAACAGAGUCGAACGGAUCGCGAUGACCAUGUCAGCAUUGUUUGGGACAACGUAAAACCAGAUCAACGCGACCAGUUUAAGAAGUACGUCUCCAACACUUUCGGCUUACCAUACGACUACGAAUCCAUUAUGCAUUACGGAUGGAACUACUUCGCCAUCGACGAUUCCAAACCGACGAUUCUCCCGAAAAUGAAGGCAGCUAUUGGGAACAGAAAGGUUAUGAGCGCGCUGGAUGUGGAGCGGAUUAAUAAGAUGUACAACUGUCCACAAGCCGGACAGGGCAUGGUCAAUAUUCCAACAGCAUGGUCAGCCAAAACCGAGCUGAAUCCCGAUUGGCGUCCAGUCGUCACACCGGCACCUGGCAGUGAUACGGCCACAAAAUGUUUCCUAAAACAAAACAACGAUCCGCAGACCACGACCCAAGCGUCGGGAUUGACUGGGUGGCUGUUCCAGAAGUUUAAGAAUGUCGCCAAGGAUAAGGCCAAAGAUGUUGUCUGUGGUGUGAUAAACGGUUGAGCAAAAGCAGUGUUACAUACAAUACAAAAAUUUGCAUACAUGCAUGAGUAAAGCCGGUGUAUUUCUUGUCUAGCUCUCGUUACUCUGGUGUGCAAAAAUGAAGAAAACGUUCAUUUCUGAAAAGUAUUGGAAUGGUUUAAUUUAAUUACGGCCGGCGAAGGGCGGUCGACAAUACUGUCAAAGUUACUUAAACGGCUCCGAGUCUCCGACUGGGAAUGACGCUCGUUCAACAACGAUGUUUUGUGUUU